Molecule: messenger RNA, 1136 nt
Organism: Zootoca vivipara (common lizard)
Lineage: Eukaryota; Metazoa; Chordata; Lepidosauria; Squamata; Lacertidae
Gene: OTC
Product: ornithine transcarbamylase
Biological process (GO): L-citrulline biosynthetic process
Cellular component (GO): mitochondrion
Molecular function (GO): ornithine carbamoyltransferase activity; amino acid binding
Source: RefSeq, a predicted model, not a curated record
AUGCUGUUUAAUGUUCGGUCCCUGUUCAAUGUUGGGAAUGCAAGCAAGAUCAGCAAGCAUCUGGUGCAAUGUAUUCGAUACAGGCAUGGGCAACAACCUACUAAAACUCCCACCCAGUUGAAAGGCCGGGACCUUCUGACACUGCAAAAUUAUUCAGCUGAAGACAUCAAAUAUUUGUUGUGGGUGGCAGCAGAUCUGAAGGAAAGAAUCAAAUGUAAAGGAGAGUAUUUGCCUUUGCUGCAAGGAAAAUCAUUGGCUAUGAUUUUUGAGAAAAGAAGUACAAGGACUAGAUUAUCUACAGAGACAGGAUUUGCUGUCCUUGGUGGCCAUCCCUGUUUCCUCACAACACAAGAUAUUCACCUGGGCAUUAAUGAAAGCAUUACUGACACAGCUCGGGUAUUGUCAACCAUGACAGAUGCGAUCCUGGCACGAGUGUAUAAACACGUUGAUCUGGAGGUGCUGGCACAACAGGCCACAAUCCCAGUGAUAAAUGGACUGUCUGAUUCUGACCAUCCCCUCCAGAUUUUAGCUGAUUACCUUACACUCCAGGAACACUAUGGAUCUUUGAAUGGAUUGACCCUAAGUUGGAUAGGUGAUGGAAAUAAUGUCCUAAACUCCAUUAUGCUUAGUGCUGCUAAAUUUGGGAUGAAUCUGCAUAUUGCUACUCCAAAGGGUUUUGAGCCGGAUCCCAUGGUCACCAAAAUAGCGGAACAGGAGUCCAUAAAGCACCGCACCAAGUUGUUUCUCACCAGUGUCCCUAAUGAAGCUGCCAAAGGAGCCAAUGUUUUGAUCACAGACACAUGGAUAAGCAUGGGGCAAGAGGCAGAAAAAGAAGAGAGACUGAGGGCUUUCCAGGGUUAUCAGAUCACAAUGAAGACUGCAAAAGUGGCUGCUGCUGAUUGGACAUUUUUACACUGCUUACCCAGAAAGCCAGAAGAAGUUGAUGAUGAAGUGUUUUAUUCUCCACAGUCGCUGGUUUUCCAAGAGGCUGAAAACAGGAAGUGGACAGUUAUGGCUGUCAUGGUGUCCCUGCUGACAGAUUACUCACCACAGCUGCUGAAGCCUACAUUUUGAUCCUUGGAUUUCUGCCAAGAGAAAAGAUUCCUUACCAGCAUGCACCAUUCUGGUCCAUGAAG